Closterium sp. NIES-67 is the source of this 1582-nucleotide messenger RNA. NCBI's taxonomy places the organism in Eukaryota, Viridiplantae, Streptophyta, Zygnematophyceae, Desmidiales, Closteriaceae. The record is from the annotation of a GenBank genome assembly.
GACCCCGCAUGCGAAGGGGUUACCACCAAAUUCGCGGCGCCGUCGAAGACUGUCACAAAACCGCCUUCCGAACCCGCUACGGCAGUUACGAAUACCUGGUGAUGCCUUUUGGCCUUACGAACGUGCCUUCAACGUUCCAAAUGACCAUGAACGACAUUUUCAGGGAGCUCUUGGAUAAAUGUGUUAUUAUCUACCUCGAUGACAUACUAAUCUACAGCCGCAGCAGGGAGCAGCACUUACGAGAUCUUGAUGCAGUCUUCACGCUGCUGCACAAGAAUCGCCUCAUCACAAAAGGGUCUAAGUGCGACUUUCUUAAGCAGGAGUUGGAGUUUUUGGGCCACGUCGUUUCUACCGAAGGAGUGAAAAUCGACCCCAAGAAAAUCAAGACCAUACAGGAAUGGAAGCCGCUGACCAACCUCAAAGAACUACAGGGUUUUCAGGGUUUCGUCAACUACGUCCGCCGUUUUAUCCCAAAUAUAGCUAGGUUAUCGGCCCCGCUAACCGACCGACUGAAGGACCACAACUGUUUUUGGUGGGGAGAGAAGCAGCAAGCUGCAUUCGACCAACUCAAGAUCGCCCUCACGUCGCCGCCCGUCCUUCGCAUCUCCGAUCCCGACCGUCCAUACGAAGUCGUCACCAACGCCAGCGACAUCGCCAUCGGUGCAGUUCUCCUACUGGAUUUCGACGACGGGUUACAGCCAGUCGCCUACGAAUCACGGAAGCUGCAGGGCGCACAGAAGAACUAUACAGUGCACGAUAAAGAAAUGUUGGCAAUCGUCCACGCGUUCAAAACCUGGCGGUGCUACCUGACAGGCGCUGACGUCACAGUGCGAACUGACCACAAGUCCUUACAAUACCUGCGCGCCCAACCGAAUCUCAACCCGCGACAGAUCCGAUGGCUCGAUUUCCUCGAGUCGAAUUUCCAUUACACCAUCACCUACAAACGAGGGGCAAAUAAUAUUGCCGAUGCCCUGACUCGCCCCACUGCCCAUACUGCCGCUAUACUAGUCGCCCAGACAAACCCAUUACUUACGGGACUAUUCACCCACAGCUACAAGAUCGAUCCCUUUUUCCGCUCCGCUAUCCAUCAACCGCCACCGGACCUUAUUUUAAUAAGCGCGAGAGCAUGGAACCACGCAUCACAAAAAUAUGUGCAUUUGAAUAUCAUCUGACGUUCCGAGCUAGGCGCUAUCGUCUGUUAACCGUCUUUGAACUAUUCGAGAUUCAUCUGUUUCCCAAGUCGAUGGCUUCAAAUGAUUGGGAAAUGAAAUCUAUUUGUAAAAAAAAUGUCGUGAUCUGCGUGUUCAGGCACGAGUGGUUGGUAGUACGGCAGUCAUGGGUAGAGUUGAUCGGUGAAGAGUCGGGUUCGAUUCUUGCAAUGAUUAGAAACUGAAACAUUCUAUUUGUUUUUCUGAUUUUCCCGCAGAGUUGGAUAUGUAGGUGUAUACUCCUUAGUGUUAUACAAUAUCAGUGUCAGCGGUAGAUAUUUGGGUGAAUGUGAAAUAAAUGCAUAAUCUAGCAGUCAUGAUUUUAAUAUAAGUCUGUUGACAUGAAAUUUCAUGCAUCAAUUUGAAGGCAUCAG